Messenger RNA from Diaporthe batatas, 1198 nucleotides. RefSeq lists its product as uncharacterized. The coding region runs from base 221 to 1060 and encodes 279 amino acids. The transcript has 2 exons. NCBI's taxonomy places the organism in Eukaryota, Fungi, Ascomycota, Sordariomycetes, Diaporthales, Diaporthaceae. The record is from RefSeq and is a predicted model, not a curated record.
UCGGGACCAAGGUUUGAGAGGUCUGGUUAUAGGAUGCGCAAGGAUGUCGGGCUGCAUUACUAGUCGAUGGAAAGAGAUAAGGGUAGAGGCGACCCCAUAGGAGUAGUAGUUUCAAUAUCUUCGCGUGGUUUCCUUCGUCGGCCCAGCUCCGAGCCCUCAUCCAGAAGGGGAACACCAGCGUUUUCUCAAGCAGUGCUCACCAAGCAAAGCGAAGCUCAAGAUGGACUCACAAUACCAGCAGCCCCAAGGGCAAUAUUACCCAACACAACAGGGCAUCGAAAAGGGUCACAACAUGGGAGUGCCGCCUCAGAACAUGGGAUACAACCCCAACCAACAGCAAUUUGCAUACAGCAAUGGGCACAACCCCGCUGGUUAUAGCCACCACGUGGCCCCGGGCGCAGUGUAUACGCAGCCCGCACACACAUCCACAGCUCCGGCAUCGUCCGGGACGAGACGAAGCUCGUGCUUCGCCCUGAUGGCCGCGCUCCUCCUCCUCAUCGCCGCGGUCAUCGGGCUGAGCGCCGGCCUCGGCGUGAGCCAAAGGAAUCUGCGCAACGCAAAAGCCGACCUCGCAAGGGCAACAGAAUCGCCAGCAGCAGCAACAACAGUAUACGUGACAGCCCGGCCAUCCGCGACGGCCACGUCAACAUCAUCCUCGGCCUCGGCCUCGGCGACGGCGGACACGUCCAACAUCACCUGCCCGGGGUCCAACAACACGCUGUACACGGCCGACACGGACUCGAAGCGGUUCCAGCAGUACUGCGGCAUCGACUUCUCGGGCGACCAGGCCGUCGACGUGGGGAGCGUCAAGGUGACGAGCAUGGACGCGUGCAUGGACGCCUGCGCCUCGCAGUCCAACUGCACCGGCGCCGGGUGGGGCUACCUCGAGGGGGACAACGGCACCGAGCACAGCUGCUGGAUGAAGGCGAACCUGACGGAGCCCCACAACGCCACUGCCGAGUGGGCGUUUGCUAUACUGCUCACCAACGGGUCGGACUCCACGACGCGGGAGGCUAGGAAGCGCGGCGUGUUGUCUAGCUGGUGGUUCUGGUCGGUGUGAGCCUUGCGCGUGGUGGACCAGGAGCUGGGAGUUAAAAAUUGGCUGCUGCGUGCUCAUGUUGUAAUUAUUCGUUGCAUUCAGUAUGGAACAAGCAGCCAGAUAUAGCUCCAUGACAACAGUAGCUUCAUUUACCACCGG